Messenger RNA from Umbelopsis ramanniana AG, 2187 nucleotides. RefSeq lists its product as uncharacterized. The coding region runs from base 33 to 2006 and encodes 657 amino acids. The record is from RefSeq and is a predicted model, not a curated record. NCBI's taxonomy places the organism in Eukaryota, Fungi, Mucoromycota, Umbelopsidomycetes, Umbelopsidales, Umbelopsidaceae. Gene Ontology annotation, biological process: regulation of actin filament polymerization. Gene Ontology annotation, molecular function: protein binding. The transcript has 15 exons.
GUUUGGGACAAGCAAAGGCAGCAUACUUUAACAUGACGACAUUUGGUACCGAUCUGAAGGAUCAAGUGCCUCUAAUCGCUGAUCAUGUAGGGGAUGGCAUAGCAUUUCUAGACGAAUUCCGCAGCUUUACAAAAGAUAGAUUACAAUUAGAAAAGGAAUAUGCUCAGAAGUUGGAGGGUUUAUGCCGCAAGUAUAACUCAAAAAGGCAAAAGGUCACCACAAGGUCUUCAUCGGCACAACCGGCGCGACAAGACGAUGAAUGGGACUGGACAGACAAAUCCAGUACAACAUCCAAUGCCUGGACUUCGUUAUUGCAACAAACUGAAGUAGUUGCAAGAACGCGUCAGCAACUCUCUGAAGACAUGUCCUCUGGUAUUGUCGAUGUGCUUAAAGCCGUAGCAACGAAGAAGGAGGAAGCUAGAAAAAAGCACGUCGCCUUUUACCAAAAACUCAGGAUGGACCGUGACAAGGCAUAUGGGGAAAAAGAUAAGGCAAAACAAGCUUAUGAUGAUGCUUGUGCGGAAGUAGAGAACCUAAGAGCUAAAAUAGAUCGCGGCACUGGCGAUCAAGACAAGCUCCACCGACAAUUUGAACAAGCCAUUGCCGACUGCCACAACGCAAAGAAUAUUUAUAUCCUUUCAAUUGGGGUUGCAAAUGCUGCAAAAGAAAAAUAUUUUGAUACCGACAUACCCGGCCUAUCCAACCGUCUUCAAGAGUUGAAUGAAACACGCAUUUUGACUGGACAACAGCUACUUCAAAAUUAUAUCUCGUUAGACAUCAAGGCACUUAGUGCUUCAAUAGAUCAUGUCAAAAGUGCUUCAGAUGUGGUGAGCAAGGUUGAUCCAGAGGUCGACGCUGCCGUGUUUGUGCGAAAAGCUAUCGAAAGGGCUCAUUUUGACAAGGAUUCGCAAGCGCAUUUCACAUUUAUGCCUUGGAACGGCGGAGGCAAUCCAUCUGUGAUUAUAGAUCGAGACGAGACGAUGCAAGUCGAUGAUACCGCAGCCAUUUUCCUGAACAACACUCUUGUCAAAAACACGAGAAAGUUGAAUGAAGUGAACAGUGAAUUGAAGAAAAAGAUGCAAGAAGUCACUGUUCUCAAGGAGAAAGUGGCCUCAUUCGCACAAGCGCCAAAAUAUGGAGCCUAUGAUGAGGUUAAUGAGGUACUUUCGGAUGUACAGCGGCAUGUGUCAGUGAUAGCAACCUACCAGGCAAAGUACAAAGCGGAAAUAGCACUGAUUACAGCGAGCAUAGGAGAUGCUGGUUUGCAAGCCAAAGCACACGAGUUCAAGCCGACAUCAUUCACAAUACCUACAACGUGCGACUAUUGCGAAACUACGGUGUGGGGUCUCGCUAAGCAGGAUGUGACAUGCAAAGCAUGUGGAUAUAACUGCCACGCGAAGUGUGAGAUGAAAGUACCGCCUAAUUGUACCAGAGUGAAAGGUAAAAUUGAUCGACAAAAAUCUAUGAGUCGCCGUGAAAGCUUUAGGUCACAAUCUGCUGGACCAGAUAGACCGUCGCCGGACUCAACGCCGUCUCUGGCCGUAUCAUCUAACCCAGCAUCACUUGGCCGCGCAUAUGCGAUUUACGACUACGAUGCAGUCAAUGAGGAUGAAAUCAGUAUACGAGAAGGCAAUGAAGUUACGAUUGUUGAAGGUGACGAUGGUUCUGGUUGGAUAAAGAUACGCCUUAAUUCCAAUCAAGGACUAGUUCCAGCAAACUACAUUGAAACAACAACAGCAGACAAAGUGUCGCUGGAUGCCGUAGAGGAUGAAGUAAACUAUGAUACCCAUGAUAUGACCCCACUUCCAAAUGACAACGAAACGGCGCCUCUCGCAGACAAUAAUGAAUAUGUCAUAGCCCUCUAUGACUUUGAAGCACAGUCAGCCGAAGAACUCUCAUUGAAGGAAGGAGAUCGCAUUAUUUUAUUAAGCAGAGAUGAAGGCGGAUGGUGGCAUGGUAAUUUAAAUGGGAAUAUCGGCAUUUUUCCUUCCAACUAUGUCGAAUAAAGAGAUAUGUAAUAUUUCUAAUCAAAUAAAGCUCACAAUCCUUUGGAUCACAAAGCUGAGUAUCCCCUAUGAAUCAAACGAUAAUCAAAAGUGGGGCGAUGGAUUUAGAGCGGAGGAACAAUUUUUCCGUCUGCAAAGGAGUCGCGGUACAGCACACAGCUUUCCAGAGUGACGUUCAAGA